Ceraceosorus guamensis is the source of this 2394-nucleotide messenger RNA. RefSeq lists its product as hypothetical. Gene Ontology annotation, cellular component: nucleus. Gene Ontology annotation, molecular function: DNA-binding transcription factor activity, RNA polymerase II-specific; zinc ion binding. NCBI's taxonomy places the organism in Eukaryota, Fungi, Basidiomycota, Exobasidiomycetes, Ceraceosorales, Ceraceosoraceae. The transcript has a single exon. The record is from RefSeq and is a predicted model, not a curated record. The coding region runs from base 250 to 2265 and encodes 671 amino acids.
GCUGCUGCAUUCGUCAUUCUGUGAGCUUUGCCCAUGCUGAGACUCAUCACUCUGUCCCCAACACCACUCCGUCUCUUCGGCCCACGCCAGUCCUCGCAGUCCUCUUGGCCUCUCACCUGUCCCAACGACUGCUUCCUUCAUCGCUGCUCGUCAGACGACUAUCUUAAGCGAGCCGAUUUCGUCGAUCAGUCUUGAGCCCAUCCAUCCAUCAUACUCGCCGCCCUGUCAAGAGAGAGGUGCACCGCGCAGAUGUCAAACAUGCACAGCUCGGCGCACAGCAGCAGCGCUUCUCCCGCUGCCUCCAUAGGAGCCAGUCAAUCCUUUCAAGCCUCGACCCCCACGGCCUCAGGUAGCAGCUCGUUGCGCAAACGAGGGCACGCAAGAAGAACGUGCAUAGAGUGCAGGACCAAACGUACCCGAUGCGAUCUUCCCGACCCAUCCGUGCCCUUUUCCGAAGAUCCAUUGCCACCUGCAAAGACUUGCCAUAGGUGCAAGACGCUAGGCGUAGACUGCAUCGUCUCACAAGAAGGUCUCAAGCGGCAAAAGAAACAGGCGCGGGAAGGGCAUGCUGCGGGGGUCGUCAAGAGCACCGAGGGCGCUUUCAAUAGCCCAGAGGCGGCAGCACGAGGUGUGAAGCGAAAAGAGCAGGACAUCGACACCUCACCAGCAGCAGCAGCAGCACAUGCAACUCAAGCCAGGAAGCGGGCUUCGGUGGCGACGUCGGGUAAAACGAGAGAGGGUGAGGAUGAGGAGCAUGGCAAGCAGGCUGCUGCCGCUUCAUCUUUGCUAUCGCGUCACCCUUCCUCCGCCGCACCACCCAGCGCUCGCCCCGAUGGUACUGAUGUUUCGAGACGCUCCGAGGGCGGAUCACCCAUCGAAGGACCUGCUACGAGCGGAGCAUCCAAAGCCAUCUUCAUCGGUCCAUUCUGUGAUACCAUCUCCGCUUACGUGGCAGCUGCUAGCAGCGAUAGGAGAUCAGCCUCCAACUCUCCCUUGGAUCGCAGGAUAGGUCUCCCUGGACUAGCGGCAGGUAACAGCAUCUCUGGGUCUAGCUUGACGCUUCCCGAUCUGACCAGCGCGCCGAGGACGACCCGGAUCAGCUUCGGGCCGCCGAAAGAGCGCAUGACGUCGGCCAAGAUGUUCGCUCGAAGACCCUUGAUGCUGCUCAGCGAAAUGCUGCAGCAUCACGAAGGUUUCGGAUCCAAAUUGCAUCUGAGCACAAAGGAUUGCCCUGACGAUGUGCUGAGCAUCGUGAACGAUGGACUGGCAGCCAAGCUGGAGCCCCGCAUGCAAACGCAUUUGGUCUUUCUGCCUGCUCUACCCGAUCCAGCCGUGCUGCGCCAAGCGCACAAGAGCAAACCUACAGUCUGGUCCGGCUUGCUGCUCGCUGUGCUCUACCUGAUCUCCGAACCGAUGCGGGAGAGUACAGACUCUGGAAAGACUUUGAUGGCGCUCAUUGCUCGAGACGCUGCCUGCGUCAUGGCUUCUGCUCCGCGCGACAGGCACGCCAUUGCUGCGCUCGAGCUCUUGGCACUGCACAUUCCGCUCGUCCUAGCUCAAGCAUCGUGCGUUCGCGGAUCUCAUCUGCGUCCAGAGAUGCGCGUUACGGGAGAAGGCUUCAUUUCGGUCGCGAUCAGCAUAGCUAGGUCGAUGGAUCUGCACCUCGCACCGCAAGAAGUGUUGGAGCUGCAAAAGGAGAUUCAGGCUCUGCCUCGGCUUUCUGCUUUGAUCACUGAUCAGGAGCGAUCAGGGUAUCAGAGGGAAAGAGAAGAGCUGGACACGCUGCUCAGAGCUGCGGUGGAUGACGCUGCGCAGUGGUACAGCCUGUGCUGCUGGAGAGCACACGCCGCUUUCGCAGAUCACGCCGUGCUGGAUCCACCGCCUGCUGCGGAAGGUGUGAGCGCCGUGCAGGUGCUCUGCUCCUCCAUCGCAUCUGGAGGCGGUGGUCAUGGAGAUGUCGAGCGGACAUCGCGAGCGCUUCAGGCCAUAGGGAGAGCGGGUCUGGCUGGAAGGAUCGACUUUUUGGAGCUCAUCAUACGAUCUUGGCACACGCUUGCUCACGACACUUUUGCGGUGGAGCAGGAAGUAAAGCUGUACGAUGAUGCGUUGGAAAGAGCAGCUAGCGGUAUUUCGAGCUGUGUGCACAAGCACUGCGACAAGUUCGAGGUGGAGGAAGAGGCCCUGAGCGAAUCGCGCGAACGUCUCUUGUGUGAGUCGCGCAUGCAUGCGGUCCAGCAAUCUAUACGGGAAAAGAUUGAUUUCUGAUCUGUUUCCUCGGUAUCCUGCGCUCUCAGCGGAGUUCAAGUCCAAUCCUCACACACAGCGACUCAUGCACUGGCUCGACAUGGAGACCUACUCUUUCAAAUCGAUGUUUCUCAAUUCUGGCUUCAAGCG